This is a messenger RNA of Dentiscutata erythropus, 449 nucleotides long. Lineage: Eukaryota; Fungi; Glomeromycota; Glomeromycetes; Diversisporales; Gigasporaceae. The record is from the annotation of a GenBank genome assembly.
AUGCCAUCCAAGACGUCGAAAUAUGUAUAUCAUGGUCAUAGCAAGAUAAUUUCCGGUGUUAUUGCAGUCCUAGAAUCUACCAGUAAACCACUUUCUUUACAAGAGCUGGUUGAUGAAAUGACUAGAAGGCAAUUAGUGGUCUUUCAUGGUGCAACGCCACGCAACACCGUAAGUGGUGAAAUCAGUAAGCUUCUCAAUGCGGUUGGUCCCAGCAAUGCACCUAUCCUCAAAGUGAAUCAAGGCAAACUUACCAAAUUUUUCUUGCGACCGCGUCAUCAACAAGAUACGUUAAAACAGGUGCCGAACAGCAAAAUUCAAAAGAGGCACUCAUCCCGUUCUAGUCGCAAUAAUCAUCACCUUCAGGCGACCACCAUGUCAUCAUCUGAUGUCCAAAGUCAAAAAGAGCGCGUUCUUGAUCAAAAGAAACGCCGUCAGAUGGAAGAUCUCAA